Fulvia fulva is the source of this 1068-nucleotide messenger RNA. RefSeq lists its product as uncharacterized. The coding region runs from base 1 to 1068 and encodes 355 amino acids. The transcript is spliced from 3 exons. NCBI's taxonomy places the organism in Eukaryota, Fungi, Ascomycota, Dothideomycetes, Mycosphaerellales, Mycosphaerellaceae. The record is from RefSeq and is a predicted model, not a curated record.
AUGAUUGGGCGGGCGCUCGUGCGCUUGCCAGUUCGCUCGCGUCUGCUACGCUCACCACUAACCCAAUGCCAGAAUGGGACCACCUUGCGAGCACCAUUCGUGCUUACUAUCCGGACCUACGCGACUCCAGGCAGGCCAAAGAGAGUCGUGGGCGAGCCAUCAAAACCCGUUAAACGCGCCGUGAAGAAGAAAGCUGCACAGCCAGCCGAUGGAAGCUCUGCUGCCGAGCAGCAAGUUGCUGCCAAGAAGAGUACCGCGGCCAAGAAUACUCGCAAAACAUUGACGCCCGAGCAAAAGGCAGCCAAGAAAGAGCAAGUAGCCGCCAAACAGGCCGCUGCAAAGGUCGCGGCGGAAGAGCGAUUGGAGAAGCAGAAGGCUGUGCAGCAGAAGCGAAAGGCGAACGCAAAGGUCGAAGCCCAGAAAGCGAAAGUGAAGGAGCUCAAGAAGGUUGCGCUGUCGCCGCCUCCAAAGGUUCGACCAACUGCAUACAACAUCUUCCUCUCCGAGAAGAUGAAGGAGCUGCUCACGCAAAGGUCGGAAGCCCCCGUGAAGGAGCACUUUCUCAAUGCCUCCCGCGAAAUGGCACGAAUGUGGAAAGAGGCAAAUGCCACUGACGUAGAGCACUACAAUCACCUCGCCAAUCAGAAGCGCGAAGCAGCCAAUGCAGAGUACAAACGAUGGCUUGAGUCGCAUGCGCCUGAAGAGAUUUGGGCUGCGAACAACGCGAGAAAACAGCUGCGCCGCCUGUUACCGACCCCCGAAACCAAUCACCAAUCUCAAUGGGCCGCAAUCGAUGACCCACGCCAGGUUAAGAGGCCGUCCAACCCUUACCUUCAUUUCGCACAGGAUCGCCAUGCUAGCGGCGACUUCAAGAACAUCUUGCUGAAAGAGCGUACCCGACUCAUCGCUCGCGAAUGGAAGGCGCUCACUGCGGACGAGAAGAAGAAAUAUGUCAACCUGUCGCAGCAGGAGAAGGAUAGAUACUCCUCUGAGUACACCGAGACUUACGGACAUUCGCCACCACACCUCUCGAACGGGAAGCCUGAGGCUAUAGCUGCAGCGGCCUGA